AGUUUCACUAAAAUGGAGGUAAUGCAAACUACUUCGUUUUUCUCGGUAACGCCAUUGGACCUGCCACCUUGUGCUGCAGGACUCAUAUGGAAUAUCGAGGAGAACGCCUGCCUGCCGGAUAUGGAAGAUGUUUCUGACGUGGAGAUUAGAGCUCCAGUUCCCGACACCCGUUGCAAGUAUGGAUACUACUUUCAGCCGGUUAUGAAGGUAUGCACUCGAAAGAAGUAUCAUGUGACAAGAGGAAGCGGUAGCUUUAACAAGUGGUGGAAAAAGAAGCAAACGAAGUCAACACCAAAGUAUGUCCCCAGACCGAUACCAACCCCAGAGCCUCCCUAUACAGGCGAAUAUUGGAAGUAUCACGAAUUUGGAAGAGAUCGUACACGCUUGUUCUACUAGGGGCAAGAAUACUUAAUUUAAAA
Drosophila bipectinata is the source of this 419-nucleotide messenger RNA. RefSeq lists its product as uncharacterized. Lineage: Eukaryota; Metazoa; Arthropoda; Insecta; Diptera; Drosophilidae. The record is from RefSeq and is a predicted model, not a curated record.